Molecule: messenger RNA, 795 nt
Organism: Angiostrongylus costaricensis
Lineage: Eukaryota; Metazoa; Nematoda; Chromadorea; Rhabditida; Metastrongylidae
Source: the annotation of a GenBank genome assembly
AUGGUGCUAUUGGUAGGGCCCCCACUUGGUAUUGCUCGCACUUAUUUUGCGUCGAAGGACUCCAUCACGUACGCGUUGUUGGGACGCACAGUACGUAGACGAUCCAGGAACAUUUGCGUAUUCGUUAGAGCGGCUCGAAUGUACUUCAACGACUUGAAGUUCACAUUAUUCACCGUUACCGUCGUCGCAGUGCAGACUGUGGACUCAUUCAAAGAAGUCCAUGACGCUGGCUUCGUCCACCGUGACGUUAAACCGUCCAACUAUGCUAUUGGAUUACCAGGAACACCGAAAGAAAAGCUUAUCUACAUUCUCGAUUUCCGUUUGGCAAGAUCAUUUAGAAAGGUAACUCCGGAUGGCAGGGAAGUGCUUCGGAAUCCACGAAAAGUUGUACAGUUCAGGAAAAACAUGACAGAUCACGGACCAACCGAGCGUGAAAAGACCUUGAAAGAAGCCGAUCUUCUGGAACAAUGUCCCAAAGAGUUCGAGCUCUACGUUGUUCAUUUGGAACAAGAGCGUGACGUUCAGUACACAUCCGUUGGAACUCAAGAUAUUGGAAAAGGCUGGAGCACUACGCAAAUUAAGCUGGAUGGAUGUUGGAGCCGAAUUGUGCUUGACCUCUUAGCGAUUAAGAGCGUGGCGUUCAGUACACAUCCGUUGGAACUCAAGACCGAAAGCCACAUCACAAGAUCUAACUACCGUCACACUGAAUCAACUACUGAACAUACCGAGCAACCUAGGCGAGAUCACCGAGGAGGUGAGUGUCGUUUUCAGAAAGGCCAGUUAACCUUGUCUUAG